GGGGCCGACCCAUAAUUGAAAGUGAAUGAAUUUAGUAGCCCAAUGCAACUGCUUGAAAGUUGAAAACUGAAGAGGGUGCGACUCAUAAACAAAUUUAGGUCAGGUGGAACUCUAAUUUUGGUUCAUCGACGCUGUAUAAAAUCAUCACUAUUCGUAUGAUCGGUUCUGAAAUAGUGAAGAAAUGGUUCUUACAAGGAGUAAAUGCAAUCUCGACAAACCUCAUAACAACACCGCAGACAGUCCACUGAAGCCCAACAUUUUCAAAAACCUAAUCUCCGCCCUUGAAUCUCCUGUGGAUAUCAAGACACAACUCUUGAAAAGUUCAUAUUAUUUACUCAUUGAGUUAUCUUCAAGGAAACAAAUUUAUACAAGCAAAGGAGCUGAGUUUAACGGAUUAGUCAUUGAAACCAACAAUGGUGAAAUCAGCGUGAGUUUAAGAGAUGUAUACACACUCUCCCGCGUACUCUUUCAAAAUCUUCGUAAACGGUUGAAGCAUUUGCACUCUACAAAACAUCAUGUCUCCGCCACUCGAUCUCUUGAAUUGGAAGAGUUAAAUCUAUUAAUAAGAUGUUGCAUGGUAACAUUGACCAUUUGUGUGGACCAACAACAUCUUUUGGAAAGUGGAAGAUUUCUUCUUUUAGUAUUCAAAAAGUUGACUUUACUUGACGUAGCAGAAAAAGCCGAUUUUGAAAGGACGUUUUCUUGUCAAUGCAUGCAUAGUGGUGAAAUUGCCUCUGACUACUUUGCUGAGGUGGCAUCCUUAUCAUCGUUAGAGCUCUUCGAUACCUGCAUUCCUUCUAUCACAGCACUACUUGAGGUGAUCAUAGACGAGCUUUUGGUACAUGGUCAGUUGAGGAAGUAUCUGCAGAAAAUCGAUUCCUAUUCUCCUAACACAUGUUUAUUUAAGGUUAAUGCUGAUAGUGGUAACUUUGGAUUAAUGAUGGAGAUGAUAUGUUCUCAUUUUUCACUCUCAAUCUCCGGUGAGGUGGCCCUUAAACAAUUUCUUAAUACGUUUGCGUGGGCCCAUUCUAAUAGUUCCACGUCAUCAGCACUCGGAAUCAUCCCGGCCAAAACGUUACUGCAAAACCCCAUUAUGCCUUCUUCACCCAAGUUAUUGCAGGCUCAUAUUGUUUCAUUGGUUGCUGAUGUCAUCAGUGUCGGCAUAAAUCAUGAAACUCGCACAACAGAUCCUAUGCUAAUCGAUUGCUACCUUUCGAUAUUUGAAAGCUCGGUUAUACUGUACACACAACACAUGUCUGAUUUGAAAACCGAGAGCUGUACAGCUGAUGCUAGGGGCAGUUUGGUCAAUAAAAGUUCACAGCCGUUGUUUGAAUCUUGUAUUGAUUCGGGUAAAAGUGAGAAGCUCAGUCAGAUGAUAACCGCAUUGAACAACUUGUGGAAUUCGAAUUUAAGAAGAGAGUUUUUCGAGAGAGAGUCUGAGCUUAUAUCGUCCUCUAUGGAUUAUGUACAGCAGAAUGUAUGCAUAAUCGACACAACAUGCAGAGAUGAGAUUUUAUCAUUUUUAAAAUGCAUGAUUUUACGAGCCGCGGAUGACGUUAACGAUAUCAAACUGCCUCAUGAUGGUGACACUAGUCUACAAGAUAUCUGUCUUCUAGCAUCCUUAUUAAUGCUGAUGAGUAAUUCACUUAUACAAGCGUUAAAAGGGAUCUCAAACCUCAAGGUGUACGAUAUUAUAGCCGGAAGCAUUACUUGUUUCAAAGAAUUCAAUAUACGUUUUCCAAUUCAAAAGUUUUCCCACAGUUUGAUGGAACGGAAUCCGACAAGUCGUACGGAAUCACGGCUGAUGCUUUUGCAUUUUCUAGGGUUGCUAUCGUUGUGUUUCGAUAGUGGGCUUGGGUUUUUGGUAAAGAGCUGCGUAUCGGUGAUAAUGGGCUUGUGUAAUCUGCUUGUUUCUGAAGAGGGUAGCGUAGACUCAUUGAGGUUGUUAGUCGAAGCUGAACCUGGAUCGUUAUUGAUUGAAAGAUCUCUUACUGUUUACAAAGAGGCUUUCGUAUGCCGAUAUCCUAGUCUUGGAGUGGCUGCAAAAUUUCAGAAGACGCGGACACUAUUUGUGAGCAAUGCUUGUGCUGCAAAUGAAGUAUCAUUACCAAGAGAAACUUGCAGUGGGGAGGUGUACCUCAAGACCAGAAAUGUGACAAAUGAUGUUGAUGAUUUGGCUGACUUUAUAGAGUGCCAGAAGGACAAGGAUUAUGUCGGUUGGUUAAAGGAUCGGGGAAAAUUCCGAGAACGGAAACUAGCAAAACGACUCAAACGCAUUCGGGAGAAGAAGAAGCAAGCAUGGAGAUCCGUAAUGGGGAAGACUUAAGGUUGUGAAUGGCCAGCCAUUCAUCAAGUUUUGUAUAUGGUAUAAAUUUUUGCUCAAAAUAUGUAAUUUUGAAAGAAAAUUGUGUACCCACUACUAUCACAUAAUAUGUGUUUAAAUUAACCUGUUAGUUAAAUGAGAAGUAUUGUUAUUUAA
Molecule: messenger RNA, 2479 nt
Organism: Helianthus annuus (common sunflower)
Lineage: Eukaryota; Viridiplantae; Streptophyta; Magnoliopsida; Asterales; Asteraceae
Exons: 5
Coding region: 182-2326 (714 amino acids)
Source: RefSeq, a predicted model, not a curated record